Molecule: messenger RNA, 2211 nt
Organism: Miscanthus lutarioriparius
Lineage: Eukaryota; Viridiplantae; Streptophyta; Magnoliopsida; Poales; Poaceae
Source: the annotation of a GenBank genome assembly
AUGCAAGAAGCAUUAGUCCUCCUGAUGCUCAUCAUCUUCCCAGUGAAAGUAGCGUCGUCGUCAGCCACCCCAUCUGAGCCUACCCUGUCACUGCCGGGGUGUCCCGACAAGUGUGGCGACGUGACCAUCCCUUACCCCUUCGGCAUCGGCGAUGGCUGUGCAGCGAUAAGUUUCAACCCCAGCUUUGCUGUGACCUGCAACAGCACCUUCCAGCCACCACGGCCUAUGAUCUAUGCCCCUGCCAGUGCCGACAGCAACACUUCAACACCAAUGGAGGUCAUCAACAUCUCCCUGGAGCGUGGCGAGGUGAGCAUCUAUGCCCCUGUCGGCUACAAAUGCUUCAAGGCAAACACCAACACUUUGGACAACUACACCGGUGAGUUUAGCCUGGAAGGCACACCGCUCAUCCUCUCAACCACACGAAACCGCUUCGUGGUCAUUGGCUGCAGCGCCCUGGGGCUCAUCGGAUCCAGCAACCCUGACUUUUCUGUGGCUGGAUGCUUCUCAUACUGCGAGGGCCUCAACCAGACAUCAGAUGGAGCACCGUGCAGUGGGAAGGGGUGCUGCGAGACCACUAUCUCCCCCAACUUUACUGCCUUCCAGGCGGUGGUGGCCAAUGUUACCUUGUUACCGAGCUUCAACCCAUGCAUAUACGCGAUGCUUGUCCAGGUUGGGUGGUACAGCUUCAGGAGACAGGACCUUGUUGGGCACCUUGGGUUCAUAAGCGAAAGAGCCACCAGAGGUGUACCAGUCCUCAGUGAUUGGGCCAUUAGAAAUGGCUCCUGUCCAAAAGAAGGGGCAAUGGCGCCUCAAGAUUAUGCUUGUAUCAGUACAAACAGUUACUGUAUGAAUGCAAGCAAUGGGCCAGGGUACCUGUGUAGCUGCUCCAAAGGUUACAAGGGAAAUCCUUAUCUUCGUGAAGGCUGCCAAGAUAUAAAUGAGUGCGAGAUGCGUAAACAAGACCCAAAGUACAGUGCAUUAUAUCCAUGCAAAAAAGGGGUCUGUAUCAAUACUCCAGGAGGUUAUAUAUGCAGAUGCAGGAUAGGGACAAGAUCAGAUGGUACAAAUUCUGGAUGCCAGCCUGUUCUUAGCCAGUCCGAACAAGUGAUUAUAGUUAUGAAAUUACAACGGAGAAAGCACAGAAAGGAGAAGGAUGAAUACUUCAAACAAAAUGGAGGCCUAAGGUUAUAUGACGAAAUGAGAUCAAGACAGGUUGAUACUAUUCUUAUACUUACUGAGACAGAGAUUCAGCAAGCCACAGAGAACUAUAGCGACGAUCGUGUUCUUGGAUGUGGUGGUCAUGGAACAGUCUAUAGAGGAAUUCUAGAUGAUGGAAAAGAAGUUGCCAUAAAGAAGUCCAAAGUAAUAGAUGAUGGUUGCCGAGAAGAAUUUGUGAACGAGAUAAUAAUACUGUCACAAAUCAAUCACAGGAACAUUGUCAAGUUACUUGGGUGUUGCUUGGAGGUAGAUGUACCGAUGUUGGUGUAUGAGUUCAUUUCUAGUGGUACCCUCUUUGAGUUCCUUCAUGAAAAUGACCAAAGAUUAUCAGCCCCAUUGGAUCUUAGGUUGAAGAUUGCUACACAAUCGGCAGAAGCUCUUGCUUAUAUUCAUUCAUCAACUUCUCGUACAAUUCUCCAUGGUGAUGUCAAAUCCCUCAAUAUACUCCUGGAUAAUGAAUACAAUGCAAAAGUUUCAGACUUUGGAGCUUCAGCACUGAAGCCCAUGGACAAAAAUGAUUUCAUUAUGCUUAUCCAAGGAACUCUUGGCUAUCUUGACCCUGAGACUUUUGUCAGUCACCAUCUAACUGACAAGAGUGAUGUCUACAGCUUUGGAGUUGUUCUUUUAGAGCUAAUUACAAGAAAGAGGGCUAUAUACAUCGACAAUCAUAAUGAAAAGAAAUCACUAUCUCAUACUUUCAUACUAAUGUUCCACCAAAAUGAGCUCCGGGAUAUCUUGGACAGUGAAAUAGUAGAUAAUGAGGUUAUGGUUGUACUCGAGAAACUAGCAGAUCUCAUCAUGCACUGCCUGAGUCCAAGAGGAGAUGAGAGGCCAACAAUGAAGGAAGUUGCCGAGCACCUACAAAUGCUGAGGAGACUCCAGAUGCAGCUAGUCACAAAAACAAACCCUAUCAGAGCUCAUUACUCUUAUGGAGGACCAGCGACAACUGUCACUUCAGGACACGGAGACAGCCAAUCUGGUGUUGGAUGUUGA